Molecule: messenger RNA, 888 nt
Organism: Ceutorhynchus assimilis (cabbage seed weevil)
Lineage: Eukaryota; Metazoa; Arthropoda; Insecta; Coleoptera; Curculionidae
Source: the annotation of a GenBank genome assembly
AUGAGUGCCAAUAUGCAGCCUGGAAGAAAACGAUCAAGGUCUCCAGAUGACGUCUCUAGAAAGAGUUUAUUAAGGAAGCUAAACAUAAGAGAUCUCUACAAAUUGCAUGUUGCAGUUAAAAGAUCUGGCUUGAUAACAAAUGGACCUGCGUUACCAUUGGAGAGAGGCAUAGAAGACUUUAAACAGAUAAGAUCAUUUGUUCACGUUAGAGGAAAAAAGUCUCAUAGUUCUAGAAGAAAAAGUAGGAGCAGCGACAGAUCCAUAAGUCCAGACAGAAAAAGACACACAGAUGAUUCACGUGAAAAAUCAGGAAGAUCUAGAUCUAGAACUAGAAGACCCAGCCAAAAACCUUGUGAAUCCCAUGAGCAUGAAACAAGGUCUCUAACUCCAUUGAGGCCUGGAGAAUAUCGUCCUGGUCAUCCAGACUUGGCUUGGAGGCAGCAAAGGCAACUGUCUAGGUCUCCAACAGAGCCGGUAGUGCCAUUGAUGGAACAUGUUUUUGUGGAGGUUAUUGAGGCUUAUGGUCAGUUAGGUCCUACAAAUCCUAUGGAACCGUCUCCGGAUUUCUACCCGCAAAUCUUUCCUCAUCCUCCACCAAUGAUGAUACCGCAUAUGACAAUGCCAGGUUACCCUUGCUUUCAAAUGCCAUUUAACCCUCCCCUUCAAAUGCCAUUCAACCCUCGUCUUCAAAUGCCAUUUUUUGGUCUGCCUGUUUAUAACAGCCAAGAGGAGGAAAAUGAGAGUGAAAGUAUCAUCGAACAGUCCAGUGGUGAAUCUGAAUUGUCCAGUGGUGAACCUGAACAGUCCAGUGAUGAACCUGAACAGUCCAGUGAUGAACCUGAACGGGCCAAUUCCAUGGAAAGCAGUAAUCCGAAUCCGAGACCGUAG